Molecule: messenger RNA, 1762 nt
Organism: Alosa alosa (allis shad)
Lineage: Eukaryota; Metazoa; Chordata; Actinopteri; Clupeiformes; Clupeidae
Gene: wfikkn1
Product: WAP, follistatin/kazal, immunoglobulin, kunitz and netrin domain containing 1
Exons: 3
Coding region: 1-1671 (556 amino acids)
Cellular component (GO): extracellular region
Molecular function (GO): protein binding; serine-type endopeptidase inhibitor activity
Source: RefSeq, a predicted model, not a curated record
AUGGAAAAUUCAUUGUGUGCAAGAUUGCCUGGACCCAAGUCUGAACAUCCAGGUGUUUGUCCCAACAAGUUGAAUGCCAACUUGUGGGUUGAUGCACAAAGCACCUGCGAACGCGAAUGUGAAGUUGACCAGGACUGUGCCGACUUUGAGAAGUGCUGCACAAACGUGUGUGGCCUGUAUAGCUGCGUCGCCGCCCGCUUCGCAGACGGCUCCCCUGCCACGCCCGAUGGCCAGCCCGGCGAGGUGUCGCAGAGCGGUGGGCAGGGCCCGGUCGCCACAUGCCAAGGCUUCAUCUGCAGCCAGCAGGGCUCCACCUGCGACAUCUGGGAGGGCCAGCCCAUCUGCAAGUGCCAGGACCGCUGUGAGAAGGAGCCCAGCUUCACGUGCGCGUCUGACGGCCUCACCUACUUCAACCGCUGCUACAUGGACGCCGAGGCGUGCAUCCGCGGCGUCAGCCUGACCGUGGUCACCUGCCGCUACCACCUGCCGGGGCCGCAGACCAGCCCGCUGCCCCAGGACACGACAGCGUUCCCGACCCCGACGGCGUACCUGGAGGACCAGCUGCCGCCGACGCUCUACAGCAACCCUAGCCACCAGUCGGUGUACGUGGGGGGGACGGUCAGCUUCCACUGCGACGUGAUCGGCAUGCCCCGGCCGGACGUCACCUGGGAGAAGCAGUCCGAGCGACGCGAGCGGAUCGUCAUGAGACCUGACCAGAUGUACGGCAACGUGGUCAUCACCAACAUCGGCCAGCUGGUGGUCUACAACGCCCAAGUGUGGGACACGGGCAUCUACACCUGCAUCGCCCGCAACACCGUGGGCGUCCUGCGCGCCGACUACCCGCUGUCGGUCAUCCGGCGGUCCGAGGACGACUUCCUGGACGACCCGGAGCUGAACAUGCCCAUGGGGAACCCGUUCUCGCCGGCCGACUGCCUGGCCGAGCUGGACCGGCGGGAGUGCGGCGAGCGCAAUGUGGAGUGGUAUUACGACGCCAAGCAGGCCACGUGCCUGACCUUCGCCCACGGGGGCUGCGAGGGCACCCGCAACCGCUUCGAGACCUACGAGGAGUGCCGCGCGUCGUGCCAGCGCGAGGGCAUGGGCAUCUGUCUGCUGCCCGCCGUCCAGGGCCCCUGCAAGUCCUGGGAGGCGCGCUGGGUGUACAACGCCAUGAUGAAGCAGUGCCAGGCGUUUGCGUACGGAGGUUGCCAGGGCAACGGCAACAGCUUCCGCACCAAGGGCGAGUGCGAGGCCAACUGCCCGCAGAUAAAGAGCCGGCCCUGCAAAACGUGCCGGGUCAAGAGCAAGAUGGUCCCGAGUUUCUGCCGCAGCGAUUUCGCCAUCGUGGGGAAACUGACCGAGCUGAUCGAGGACCUGGACUCGGGAAUCGCCCGCUUCAGCCUGGAGAAGGUGCUCCGGGACGAAAAGAUGGGGCUGGCGUUCUUCAACACCCGACACCUGGAGGUGACGCUGACCAAGAUGGACUGGUCGUGCCCGUGUCCGAACAUCACGAUGGAUGACGGCACUCUGCUGGUCAUGGGGGAAGUCCAGGACGGCAUGGCGGUGAUCCAGCCGGACAGUUACAUCCGUUCCAUCUCUGAGAGGCGGCUCAAAAAGAUCCACGAGGUUCUCGAGAAGAAGACUUGUGAAAUGCUCAGAAGAUUCCAGGAUUAGGACUUUCCAGAACUAGGACUUUCUCUGCAUAUUCACUUUAAUUUAGCAGACAUCUAAUGAAGAUACAAACAACUGCUUCUUGCGAUGCCAU